AUGGGUAUUCCAGUUAUUCAGCUUGUGGUCGCAUUUGGGCGGCAAAUGUCACGCCCAAUAGCGCGCAAAAUAAUAGCUUAUGCUAUAAAGCAUCCAUAUCUUAGAAACAGAAUUCUUGUUCCGGUGGGCAGAAGUCUACAUGCUAUUUCAUUUCGUUUGCGAAUCAAAAGUAUAGGCCUUGCUGUUCCAUCUAAGACACCUACUGUGACCGAACAACAAGCAAUCGAAAUGGCUAGUGAAACGCUUGUAGAAGCACUCAUUUAUCUGUUGACUGUUGUAUUGAUAUAUGCAAUUUACCGGUCGAAUCCAGAAAAAGCUAAAGCUAGCGAUGUAGAAAAAUAUGUUAAAGAAAAUGAAGAUAGGAUAGCGAAGUUUGAAGAAAAGCUCAAAGAACAAGAUGAAUUAGCGCUAAAAAUUGUGAAGAUCAUCCGCGAGAAGAAACUGGAUGAUAAGAACAUUUUGGCAGAAAAAGGUCAGAAGGGUCAACUCCUGUCUUUCAUUGGUGACAAAAUGAAGACACUGAUACCUGGACAAGACAAAACAUCUCGUUAG
Brugia malayi is the source of this 552-nucleotide messenger RNA. Its product is annotated as ribonucleoside-diphosphate reductase large chain, putative. NCBI's taxonomy places the organism in Eukaryota, Metazoa, Nematoda, Chromadorea, Rhabditida, Onchocercidae. Gene Ontology annotation, cellular component: mitochondrion. The coding region runs from base 1 to 552 and encodes 183 amino acids. The record is from RefSeq and is a predicted model, not a curated record. Gene Ontology annotation, biological process: regulation of lipid metabolic process. The transcript has 6 exons.